Molecule: messenger RNA, 853 nt
Organism: Candoia aspera
Lineage: Eukaryota; Metazoa; Chordata; Lepidosauria; Squamata; Candoiidae
Gene: HEMK2
Product: N-6 adenine-specific DNA methyltransferase 1
Exons: 6
Coding region: 101-742 (213 amino acids)
Biological process (GO): methylation
Cellular component (GO): eRF1 methyltransferase complex
Molecular function (GO): S-adenosylmethionine-dependent methyltransferase activity; protein methyltransferase activity; nucleic acid binding
Source: RefSeq, a predicted model, not a curated record
GCUGCAAAUCGGAAAGGCGCAGUUGGAGAGAGUUUUUGCAGGUCUAUGGCCGCUUCGGUCUCCUUCUGCCCUGGGGGACAGGAUAAGAACCGCGGCGGUGAUGAUCCCAACGCCGCGGCACCAGCAUGUGGGACCGAAGGGCCCCUUCAGCGCCGUUUAUGAACCCGCCGAAGACACAUACUUACUGCUCGACGCUCUGGAGCAGGAUGCGGAGGCUCUGAGAAGCGCCCGCAUUGAUAUAUGCCUUGAGGUAGGAUCUGGAUCAGGCGUAGUUUCAACUUUUUUGGCUUCAAUUGUUGGAUCCAAAGCAUUCUACAUGUGUACUGAUAUCAACCCUGUGGCAUGUCUGUGCACAGCAGAGACAGCUAGACACAAUAGUGUUCACAUUCAGCCAGUAAUUGCUAACCUGGUAACCGGAUUGUUGCCACGGUUACAUGGAAAAGUUGAUUUACUGUUAUUUAACCCACCCUAUGUGGUAACCCCUUCUGUCGAGAUACAAAAUCAUGGAAUAGAGGCAGCCUGGGCUGGAGGUAAAAAUGGCAGAGAAGUUAUGGAUAGACUCUUUCCACUGGUGUCAGACUUACUAUCAGCAAGAGGAUUAUUUUACUUAGUUACUAUUGAAGAAAAUAAUCCAGAUGAAAUUAUUAAAAUAUUGCAGGAAUGCGGUUUAAAUGGCAAUAAAGUAAUUUCCAGACAAGCAGGAAUGGAAUAUCUUUCAGUAUUGAAAUUCUACAAAUCCUGAAGAUGGCUCUGAGGAAUCUUCGUAUAGUAGACGCUUCAUUUUAAAAUGUUGUCUUGGAUUAAAUUUAAGUUAAAUGUAAUUAAAAUUAAAUUCUAAUCGCUGUCAGCAAGU